AUGGCGUCGGGUUAUCCAGUGCCGUAUUUCCUGGUGAUACUUCCGUUAUUUCUCGUCUCUUUGGUAUCAGGUAGGCCAGUGUUAUCUGCUACGAACUAUCCACAUGUUAUAGUGUCAUUUUUUUGCACUUUGGCUUGACACGUAAACAGAUACGAUUACAGUUGUCGCCCAUCGAGAUAGCUACAAUCUUGGACAAAAUAAAAUGGAAUAGCAAACCCUCUUCCUCCCCAAAUCAAGAAUGAAGCCGCGCAAAGGGCAAAAACGCACCAUUUUCCCAUCCUUGAUUUGGGCGGGGGGAGGGGGGUCUAGGUUUUCCAUUUAUUUUGUCCAAGAUUGUAGAUACCGUGUGGCACGAAAUUUUUGCGGGAGUUUAUUAUUGCGGAUUGGCGAUUUUUUGUGUUUUGCGGGAACUAAUUUUGGGGAUUAGGACAGAUUGGUUUUUCAAGCGUGGAAUUAAUUUUUGCAAUUUUCAGAAAGUACCAAGUACCCAGCAUUGAUAAUAUUUUCGUUUUUGUUGAGUACGUGCAAUAGAAAUACAUAUUUUCAAACAACAAGAACGCACUUACAGCGGCAUUGAGGUCUCUGGCGCCUGCUUGGAGAUUAUAUCGAGAAAUUAGGAGGCGAUUAAUUCUACGAGAAACAUGAUUUACUCGCUACGGGUUUUUUAUUUCCUACUUUAUCGAUUUCGAUACUUUUUAUUCGCUUUUGAAUUGAUUUAAUACGCGUGUUAGCGACGACCAAAAAUACCUCUCCGGUCGCAGGCUAUACGCGUGUGUAAAUACACGAAAAUUCAAGGGCCUCGAUUCCAGAGAAAUUACACUCAUUGCCAGAGAUUGAAAAAGUGAUCUACAUGGCACGUCUUUUCAAUCAUCGCCGAAAAUAAAUCGCAUGCUCACCACAAGGCUCAUUUGCAUACAAUGAAAGUUUACAACACCUGACCAUCGCAAUUUUGCUAAUUAAGAUUCUUCUUUUUUUUUUUUUCGACCACUCAGUAUUGUUCACUUUCUACAAAGUAAUCAACGCUUUCAAGCGAUAGAGUUCGUGGACCGACACAUUUCGGAAAAGCUCUAAAUCAAGAGAGAAUAAAGGGGACAGUGAAGGCAUCCCCCAUACAACCCUAUUCCAUAGGUAAUUCGUCUCGAGUUAUUUUUAGGACCAUAAAUCCCAAGGGGAAUUUGACAACAGCCAAUCACAUAGCGCGAAUGUGUUCCGCGUGGAUGACCCACGCUCAGAGACACGCGUCCUUCACAAAUUGACGCAGAAAAAAAUGGCGGAAGACGCGCAGAGCGAUAUUGCUAUUUGUUUUGUAGACGAAAACAACUAAGGAGAGAUUUCUGCUAAAGGUGUGUCAGCGAAACGGAAAUUAAAAGGAAUCACCUUUCCUCUCUUGCACUGUUUCACACUGUUUAUUAAUUAUGACAAAUUUUACAGAAAGCAAUAUCCACUGCCCGCAGUUAGCAGAUUAGCUAGUCGAGGCGAGCAGUAAUUACACGUAUGCAAUAGAUAUACAGAUAGAUCACAAGAAAGAUUAGAGAAAAAGAGUAGUGAAAUAAAUAAACAAAUAAAUAAAAAUAAAUUCAAUUUAAUUAAGUUUACAAUCAUGUACACAAAUAUAAGAAGCCGAGUUUUCAGGAAAUUUUUGUUAAUAUAUAGAUUUAGCCAGGGCUAAAAGCGAAGCUCCCUUUAAUAAAUUUGUAACUUAAAUCAAACAAUAAACUUUUAAUCCACAGAUCAGGGCACAUUCAUGUGACUUUUGAGGCAAAGGCUAAGUGAUUUUAGAGAACAACAAUUUGGCAUAUUAAUCAUGUUCGAUCACGGUAGAUUAGGCAGGAAAGUGUAUUGUAUUUGCAUUAGCUGUUGCAUCAUAAUGUGGCAUUCACCAGUCUCUCCAACAUUGCUCCGCUUGGAGAUCAAUAAUAGGACAACCCCGAAAUAUAAUACCAUGGAGGACCGGUGAAGCAGGCUAUUUUUUCCCGAAACCUCGAGUACACAUUAAGGGCAACAACAACUUGCCACAUGGUAAGUUUCAUGGAUUUUUAUUUCCAUUUUCUAGCAAAUUUCCAGACCUAAACUUCGCCAUGAAAUAAGCCGAACGUGACACUAACAGUGAGCCUGGGUUACCUGUGAUCAAAGCACGCGCUUCCUUUGCACAACAAAUUAUAGCGUUGACCACAUUAUAAAACGUUUUCAUGAAGAGAAUUCCAUAAUGCCGGGACUUUUCAGUUAGAAAACUCUGGUCCUAUGUGAUAUGCAGGGUAAUAAUUAUGGGCUUUUAGUGAAAACGAUAAAAAAAUUGCCAAAAUCACCUUUUCGGCCAGCCGGACGGGUUCUCACUUUUGACAAGCACUAAAUUGGCAGUGCGAUUAAAAGAGUUACCAUUUACGCUUCAACAUGGUAGAAAAUUUGUUAUAUUUAGGUUUUAUUUCCCUUUAUUUAUAAAACUGUUUGCGGUUUUGUUAUGUGUAAUCUUUAAAAGCGAGUGACAAUUUACGCGCGGCGUUUUAAGUAUUCCUGCAUGCGAUGUUUAUGUUCGAAACAACCGGCGCAGCGAUAAAAAUUGCGAGGGGGAUUACUAACAAUCAAUAAAAUCAAUAUAAUUCGGUGAAACAUGUACAGACACAAUAAUUUUCAUUCGCGAAGACAAGUAUUGACAGGAAAGUGUCUCUGAAAAUCAUGAGUCAGGUAAGCAUAAGUUUUUUUGUGUUUUAAGCCGGCUUCCCGGUGUUUGCUCUUUUUCAAGAUGAACUCGAGGCAAGAAAAUCGCUCAGAGCUUUCUGUUUACAGCCAAAACCAGAACUAAAUAUUCUUCUCAACCUUUUCUUUGAAUUCGCGGUCAAAACAAUGUCUAAAGGCUUUUUAAAGAUGAUACUAUUGUGGAUUAGAUCAUUGCUCGUGUAUAAACUUAAGCCGCAUAAACCAUACGCUCGACUUAAGGAAACCGAAAAAAAAAAAAACACAUCAAAGACAAUAAUUGCUCAGGCUUACCAGUCGAGAUGCUGCUUCUGAAAGUCAUCAAGUGUUCCAGAAUCGCUUGGGACUUAUCAACCCUCCUACGCCUCAAGCAAGUGCAAGUGAGUAAGCUCAUUUUUGAAAACGAUGCCAUCAGAAAUCGGAUUUCCAAUGACUUUGACAAGCGGUGCAUUUGCCAACAAAAAGGGCAAUAAACAGACCAUCCAUGAAUUACAGAACAAUCUUGAUAGCAGCUGUAUUUCAUUUUGUACAUAAAAUGGAAAAAGACCGUUUAAAACAUCACAAGAUGACACAAAACUCUGUCAGCUUCGGCUAUCAGUAAGCAAGUUUCCAGACGCUGCAGAAUUUUUCCGCGUGAACUCACCUGUCAAAUUGUGACUAAUUAGAACACAAAAAGUGGACUUAGAGCGUGAUCAACGCGUGACAGUGAGAAAAGUCAAAAGCGAUUGCCUUCCCUGCAUAUAGAAGCCGGUUGAAUUUUCACGUCCGAGGUCAGUUCGAAAUCAAAAUUUGAAAAGUGCGGCUCAUGAACGCAACUUAUUUCAUAUGCAUUUUAAAAAAAAUUGAACUUGAGCCUGGGAUCAUUUGAAAAGUAGCAACUUGUCAGCGGAUAACUUCUAAAACACUCGAACUCAGUGGGUCGAUACCUGAGCCCGCGAUACGGUCAGGUGAUAUUGGUCAGCAGAGACACUAUUUUGACAGUUGUCAAUUAAUCAAAACGUGGAUGUACAAUAUCAGGUUGCAGGCUCCCAAACUAGCUAGAAAGUGUGAGAUUAAGCAUUGGCAUGCCUGUGGUGCGGACGGAUGGACGGUUGGGUAGUCGGUGUACGGUCACGUGAUUGCGUAAUUUUUUAGGAUGGAGAGAUUUUCUUAGCUAUGGGCCUUUGAACUGAGCCCGUGAUCAAAUAAAAUAUCAGCAGAAAACUUUAAAAACUACGUGACGUCAAUGGAUAGAAAAAUGAGCCCGCGAUACAAUCAGGUGGUGAUGGUCAGCGUAUACUCUAGUUUGACAGCUGUCAAUUAACCUUCAUUAGAAUUGCGAAUAUUCGAAUUAACAGACUACGACUGUGAGUACGACAUAUCCGUCCGGCUUGUUGUGGAAAAUGCCAGAUCGUGUACCUGAGCGAGCCUGAGCCCACGUUAUUAGUUUGCUGAUAGUGGUCUGCACAUAUCCCAUUUUGACUGCUGUCAAUUAACCCUAAUUUGGCUUGCCAAUAUAACUUUAAACGACUGUUAGCCGACUGACAGCCCUGCCCGGGGUAGUUUCGUUUUUAUGUUGAAUUGGUAAGUGUGACAUGUUAUAUCAGCUUAUAUGUAGGGGCAAAACGACUGGUCUUUCAUCUGAGCCCGCGAGAUGGUAAUAAUUGUCAGCGGAUGUCUGGUUUUGACAGCUGUCAAUCUAAUCGUACUCAUUCGGAUAGCUUACAAAACUGAAAGGCUAGUCAAGUUAUGCAAGAUCUAUUGUGACAUUUGAUUUCGGCUUACAUGAAGUGUGUGUACGGGUGGGCGGGCGUACGCUACGUCAUAACCAAAUUUUCUCGGAUGAAUAGUUUACCAAAUUUUGUUUCCCAUGCUACUCCGCUUCGCGCGCGGGAGCUCCACUAUAAUCAUAAUCUUUAUUCGGAGUAAAGUGUCGUGGACAUUGAUUUUUAAGCUAUUUUUGGACAUUUGACGCAUUUCACACGGUAAACUAUUCCAGAUUUUUACACCAUAUCUUGAAAAAGACUUAGUUUGUUUGUCUAACCUUGAGUGUUUAACAUAAUAGUCAACCCUUGAAGAUGAUCUUGUAAUAUAUGAAUGAAUAUUAGAUUGGGAAGCAAAUAAGUUAGAUGUGAUAGCAGAUGUUAAGCUGUUAGAUAUAUCAUGCAUUAGAAUAGCAACGGAUUUAUAGUAGAGUAGAUUUAAGGGAAAUAAGAAAGCUAGAGGAGACAAAACAAGGUACUGCAUGAGAAUUGUAGUCACCAAAGAACAUGAGGCGGAGAGCACGUUUUUGAAGAAUAAAAAUUUUGUUUUUGAAGAAUAAAAAUUUUGUUUUUGUAAGUUUUCUUUUAUAGAGCUAACAGUACAGCAGAGAAAUCCUUAAGACACUGAAUAUUCUCCCAGUAUCAUUUAUAAUUUACAGUUUGAAGAGAGCAAUUUCUGGUUUGUAAUUUUUUAUUCUUUUAUUAGUCUUUUAUUAUUCAACAAUAAUAACACUUGGCAUCCUACUUGCUUUAUUAUACAAACGACCGGUUUCAAUAGACCGGCGAAAUUUCUCAUUUUAUUAAAGCACAGAGGUUACCACAACUUCGAGUUAAACUGAUUUCACGGGUUGUCAAAGAGUUCAGCGAUUCCCUUUUCCCAGGUGAGCGCCGACUCAUUUCGCUUCAAUAUUGAGAAAUGCUCUCGAUCUCUUUACGCUUUCAUUGCCUUUCGCCCGACAUGUUUGCACGGCGUUUAGUCAUGCGAAACCUCCACGAAACAUCCACGCAGCGCGCGAGGUAACUUUAUCCCGAUUCUAAAACUAACUCGAGACGAAUUACCUAUGGAAUAGGGUGUGUAUAGGGGAUGUCUUCUCUGUCCCCUUUAUCCUCUCUUGCUCUAAAUUUCAUCUUUCCUAAAGCCUGGUUCACACUUUGGACAUAAUGACAUAACGAACGACAUAAGAGGGUCGUUAUAUCGCAAGCGUGAACAUGUAGACAUAACUUCAUAACAGCAACAUAACGACAUCGACAUAACGACAUAAGGAAAAAACUGAUCAUUUCCUUAUCUCGUUAUGUCGUUAGGUUUCGGUUAUGCAAGCUAAAAACAAGUGUGAACACUCUUCGACGAUAUGAUACGGUACGAUACUUUAUUUAACAUGGAUAUUACGCCUAGCUGUUAGCUAGUUUACAGGUAAUCCACGGCCCUAAUUAUACUCUAAUUAUAUUCCUAAAAUUUAAAAUUCCAAAACAAAACAAAACAACAACAACAACAAGAAUUAUAUUGCAAAAAUUUAAAAUUAAAAACUAAAAAUGUACAAUAAUUCAUCAUAUGAAAACUGUAAAAGCUAAGAAUCGAUUAAACAACAACAACAACAAGAAACAGGCAGCAAUCACUAUCAAUCCCGAUUUCAGUCAAUACUUAAGCAUGCUUUAAUUCUAAUAAUGUCAUUUGCUAGCUUGUUCCAUUUCUUAGCGGCAAAAUAUCUCCAGGAUUUGAGACCGUAUUUACUCGUGCUAACUUUAGGCAAUGAAAGGAUAUAAUCAUGUCGAAGAUUGUAUUUGGAUGAGAGUAAGGUGAUAAGAUCUCUAAUUGCGGGUAGAGCUUUGUCUGAUAUACUAUUGUUUAUUGUCAAUAGCAUGUCUUGGAUUCUUCGAGUUUCCAAUGAUGGGAGUCCAUCAACUAACGACAUAUCAAAGAACCAAUCAGAGCGUCUCAGAAAUAUCGAACGUAGUCUCCUUCGCUCAAGCACAAUUUUCAAGAUGGCGGCUGCAGGGGAGGUUGAAUGAGGUGAUGAACGUAUGCAUCCAGAUAUCAACGAACUGCUUUCCGAAGCUGUUCGUCGAUAUCCCAUUCUAUACGUACGACAAAACUCUCAAAGAGUUUAAAGAUCGCAAGAUGAAAUCGCAGAAACUUAAGAUAUCUCAGUUCACCUAUAGAAUGUUGGCAAUUUUACCUGAAAUAAUAUUCCCUGUCACCCAACCCAAGCUCUUUGACAAGGUUAUAGUACUGGCUAUUUGCUCAUACUACAUAGCCUAUAUAAGGGACUGCCCCCCGGGGCGAAAAACGCGUUGCAGAUUAUGAAUCUCGCUGCUUACGCAAGCGACACUAAUAAACCAAGUGUUUCGUUGUUUCUUAAUGAGAGAGACAAGUUGUGAUUGAAUAGACACAAUUUCUUAGUAGUAUAUUUUUGUGUAGCGAAUUUAAGUUAGCGAAUAUUUACUCUCGAGUUAAUUUUUUAGUGUUGCUGCAAAAACGUUUGCGGUAAUUUUUAUUUGCGGGAGCUUAUUUUUGCGGAUCGCUGGAAAAACCGCAAAAAUCGCGAAAAUUACAACCGCAAAAAUUUCGUGCCACACAGAAUUGCUUCUUGCUGCUCUUUCUUAAGUAACAUGUCAGAUUUGUACUGUAUCGGCGAACAAAACCUGCAAUUCUUUGUUUGCUGUUGGGAAGGUCGAGAAAUUGGCGAAAGGUUGCUUUACUUCAAUUUCAGCUUCUAUAAUAUCUAAGAGUCUACGUAGUUACUUCCAGUUGUAUCCUGAUUAAGCAGUUUUUUUUUUGUUCGUGGCCAGAGCUCCGAUUUUAAUAGCCUGCGUGGCAGGCGUUUGAAAGGGAAGGGGAAGGGACUUAGGGCGCCAGACCACGCGCGAGGGAGGACGGAGGAGGGAAACGCCUGAAAGGAAGCCAUUGUUUUCGCCAUCCCGCCUACCGAUUAAAAAAAUAACAAAAAUAACUGUGACGACUAGCUGUCAAAUAAGUCUAGCCGCGAUGCGCAUAAUUAUUGUCCUCGCACUGUUUUUCUUUUGUUUUCCUAAAACAAGAAAUCUAAAGUAAACGUACUAUAAAAAUAAGUUCAAAUGCGGUCGUCCAUCGAAGGAAUCUUCCUUGAAAUUAAAGCUGCAACGAAGCGUGCCAAGUUACGUAAAAUCCAGCAUAAAUCUAUUGAAGUUGUUGCUGAAGGAAUCGGGCUGGAAAACUAUUUAACAAGAAAUGUAGCGGCUCUUCGCAACUUUCAAUGCAAUUUGUCUAAGAAAAAUUAAAACACUUUGUCGUCUCGCACCCUUUGAAUUUCCAUCAGGACGAAUUGGAUCCGUUGAUAACGCGGGUCAAACAGCAGAUAACAAGCUAGGCUGUGCACAGGCUCUCUGUUUGGGGAAAAAAAGAAAGGAAAGGGAAGGGAAAGGGCUUUUCCAUCUCCCUAGUUCCCCGCUCGACCAAAGGCCUGUUCACAGGCUAAUAACAAGCACACAGACAGCUUAAUUUUUCCUUUCUUUCUUCUGGCGAGUAAAACCGACAAGCCAUUAGGAGAUGAUACUUUUCAGAACCAGUCAGUAAAACUCAUCUGCUGACAGGCCUUUUCCUUCAUACAGUUCUUCAACUGCUUUUUUCUAUUCUCCUUUUAAGCUGAAAUUGUUGCCUUCUAACGAUGAAUUCCCGUAGAGAAAUCUCAUCAUGCUUCACUAACGACAUAUGUUUAGUUACUCAAAUGGCGUGAUGUUGAUUUCAGCCAAUCGGAGAAAGGUAUUAAGUCGAAGAUUGGCAUUUGAUUAAUUCCGACCAAUCACUAUUUUCACGCUCAGAAUCUGAGCAUAAAAAUGGACAAAACAAUGGCGUCCUUGCAGGCGUUCUUUUCCUUUCCCACUCUCGCAACCCACGUGCUCUCGUGCACCCAAAUUCCCCCUUCCCCUUUUAACGCCUGCCACGCAGGCUACGAUUUUAAGUGCUAGGCGACUUUGAGAGACGCGUGCUUCACAUAUUUGCGGCGGAUUAGAAUGCCGGCUUUGUCAGAAGCCCUUUGUUUAAAACGCGGCGGGAAACUCGCAGCUUAAGGCAAGCACAUGCCUUGCAGCUGUCAACAUAAUGCCUUUUAAUUACGUCCUGUCAUCAUUAACAAGAUCCGAUCCAUGUUUGAUUGAAAGUAAUUGUACAAAUCUGGUACCACAAAAACCGCUUUUAAAGAAAAACAAAACUGGCUUAUGGUUAAUUCUCAUUACUUUCACUUAUCAAAACACUGAUAAGUACUUUUUUCAAUUUUCCCUUUUUUUCAAAACAUCCUUCAUUUCCAGGCGUUUCACUGUAGUCAAUGAAAGACACGUUUUAGCAGUCUUCUUUUAGGCGGGAAUAUCUUAAUUUCCACCUUUAAAAACGCGAUGAACCAAAGCACAGGGUACCAAAGCGUCAAAGGCGCACGAUACAGUCCUGGUGUUUUAUGAGCACCCGAUAAAAAUAUUGAACGCCAGAACUAUCGCGUUUUCGUACAACGAGGGACAGCUAGUUUCUGUACCCAAAGGUCAGUGCAUAGACAGGCUAUCGAAGGAAUACAAGAGGGAUGCUUGCCCAUGGUUAGCAGGCCUAUCUACGCAAAUAUAUGUCUCAUUACAUCCUUGUCUGCGAAGUUAGUACUAAAUUUACACUCUAGAGUGCAUUACACGACCCAAUCAGCCACACUUUGCAAGUAGAAUUAGCGAUCAGUGUAGGCAAUUUAUAUUUCUAAGGGACGCCCGUCGCACAAAGGCCGAACGAGCGGGGGAGCUCGGGGGGUUUUAGUCAAUGACAGGCAUAGCAGUUUUCCUCAAAAUCGAUGUAGUUAGAGUGCGAUAACGUACGCGUGAACUUUGCCUACAAAUGGCAAUAAGCUCAAUAAACCGGAAGCUGAACACUAUGAAUAACUUACUAAAUCAAGUCGCUCAAGUUUUUAGUUGGAUACUAAAAUUGUAUUUUCUUAAGUACAGGAGAGAUUUUUCGCGCAUUCUCUUGCGCAGUUUAGCAGUGAUAAUACCGAGCAUCAGACAGGUUACGCACCGAAAGCCACCAUUUUACUCUUCUUCUACCAAACGGUUUUCUGGCAAUGGUCUUAGUACUGGUCCCCUUGCCGAAGCCUUGCACGAGCAAGAUACGGUCAACUUGAAAGAAUCGAUAUUAUACUCGGGACAAGAAAAGGUCGCCGUCGAAGGAAAUGAGCGUGAAAAAGGUAUUUAUUCAUUUACUUUUUCUCUGGGUAUUUAGGAGACUGUAUCGAUUUGGAUCUUGGAAUUGGAAGUGGAAAAAUCCCAGAUAACAGUAUAACCGCCUCCUCUGAGAUAUCAGAAGCCAAGAAUGGACGUUUGAACGAAAUAAAAGCAUGGUGUGCGUCUACAGAAGAUGCUAAACCUUAUUUACAAAUAGACCUGGAAACCAUCCAUAUUGUCUGUGCUGUGUCAACACAAGGAAAUCCAAAUGCAGAUCAGUGGAUAGAGACCUACACAAUCCAGGUAUCAACGGAUGGAACAAACUGGAAAGAUUAUAAGGAACAUGUUCAAAAUAAGGUACGUUUCUACAUUCCUUCCACUUUAUCUAUGCCAACUCUUGUGUACAAAAAACAACAACAACAACAACAAAACCGAUAACAAACACAAACCAAAUAGUGUGAAAUGAAAACGGGCGAACAAAACAGAAACAACAAACAAACGGAAAAAGAGCCAUUUGAGAUUGGUUUAUCGGACGGAUAUAUACAAACGUGCGUAGCUUUUGGUUGGUUAAGCGAACGCUCGGGUGAAAUAACGUCGAGCACGAGAACUUUCUAGAAAUUAGUCGAUACUUCGUUUUGACGUCAUACUGCAACUUAGAUUUUGCAAGAUUAUUGACCGUAAAAUUCGGUUACAUAUUUUACACAUAUUGCAGAACGUAAGGACAAAAAUAAAAUUUGGUUCAUAAACACUUAAACUGAAAAGCUUUGACUUUUGCAAAACGAGGAACUCUUUCGAAAUGUAAAUGAAAAGAGUUUAUCUGUUACGUUCUAUUGCCUUAGUAUGAAAUUAAAAUUCGAUUAGAAGAGCUGGUUGAUUCUUUAGCCUAAUUACGAUAAUAAUGAUGUUGAUUGCAGCACUAAUAAAAUUGACAUGACUAGUCGAAAGGACAAUGAUAAAAGCACUAUAAUUCUGUGAAAAUGACAAUUUCAAACUUCCCUGGUUGUUGACGCAAUCUCUGCGGAAAUAGCUACAGUGAAACCUGUAUUAAGCGGACACCCUCGGGGAAUGCUGUAGUGUCUGCUUAAUACAGGGUGUCCGCCGAAUACAGGUGUCGAUAGAUAACGUCAUAUGAGGAGUCAAAUGCCAUUCAAAUGAACAGUGGAAACCUUCAGGAUAUUCCCAGAGACUAUGACGAUAUACGUUUACAUUAAUUUCUUUAUUAAAGUGGACCAAUUGAUCAUAGUACCAAAAACAGAUAUUACAACUCAAAUUUGAAGAAAUCAGAUGAGUGAAACAAGCUCUAUAGAAACAAAACGAAGUAGAAAACAAUACUGUACUGUGAAACUAAUCAAAUAAGUUCGUCGAAUAACGUUCUUUAAUGUAAAAAUCGAAAAAUUUGUGGGUGGCAAUCUUUCGCAUUUCCGGCGUCUGGCAUGUUGGGUGGUGGAAUUUAUUUACAAGUGUCCGUUUAAUACAGGUGGUCAACAAUAGAAAUGACCAUUUCACAUAUGUUUCAGGUACUUUUUAGGUGUCCGCGUCCGCUUAAUACAGGAGACCGCUUAAGAAAGGUUUUAUGUAAACUAAAUAAGGGAAAUAAAUUUGGGGACUUCGGCUCCUGUCCGCUUAAUAGAGGGUAUCCGCUUAAUACGGUGUCCGCUUAAUAUAGGUUUCACUGUAGAAAACAAUACUGUACUGUGAAUCUAAUCAAAUAAGUUCGUCGAAUCACGUCUUUUUAAUGUAAAAAUCGAAAAAUUUGUGGGCGGCAAUCUUUCGCAUUUCCGGUGUCUGACAUGUUGGGUGGUGGAAUUUAUUUACAAGUGUCCGUUUAAUUCAGGUGGUCAACAAUAGAAAUGACCAUUUCACAUAUGUUUCAGGUACUUUUUAGGUGUCCGCGUCCGCUUAAUACCGGAGACCGCUUAAUACAGGAGACCGCUUAAUAAAGGUUUUAUGUAAAGUAAAUAAGGGAAAUAAAUGUGGGGACUUCGGCUACUGUCCGCUUAACAGAGGGUGUCCGCUUAAUACGGUGUCCGCUUAAUAUAGGUUUCACUGUAUGUUGCUCUUUAUAAAAACCCUGGGUAAAUGGUAAAUGUAGGUGCGUACUUAUUUUCCUUUUUUUGAAAUGUAAUAGAUUGACUGUAUCUAUUUUGACGCUUUAAAUAUGACUGAACUGUUGUAUUGUGGUUAGACUUUCACAGGUAACAACGACAGAAAUACAGAAAAUAAAAACAUCCUCUCCGAGGGUGUUUUAGCGAAAACGCUGAGAUUCAUUGGUUAA
This is a messenger RNA of Porites lobata, 11871 nucleotides long. The record is from the annotation of a GenBank genome assembly. Lineage: Eukaryota; Metazoa; Cnidaria; Anthozoa; Scleractinia; Poritidae.